CGGACCGCAGAGCGAGUCGGGAAAUGAUUUUAAACCGAGAAGGCGGCUGAAGGCUUGGUUGCCGCUUCUCAAAGGCGGGGUUUCAAAGCUAGCUGGGCUCCUGAAGGGCUCAGGUGGAGAGAGGGGACUUUACUGUCGAUCCACACUUUUGGAACCAGAUUUGAAGAAUGAUUCGUGAAGCCGGAAUGGGUGACAGCGUCAUCACAGCAUUUCAUUGACCAUGGAUCCUUAUGAUACACCAGAAUCGUCUCCGAGGCACGGUGCAUCCUCAAGGCUUAAAGAUUAUUUUAUAGGUGCCACCCCUUUGCGGAAACGAUUAGAAUCAGUCAGGAAGCAGGCUUCAUUUGUCCCGACUCCACCUCGAAGGAAAAUUCCUCAGUGUUCACAAUUACAGGAAGAUAAUGAUCCUCAAAAGUUUGCGUUUCUUCUGCAUAAACAAUGGACUUUAUAUAGUUUAACUCCCCUAUAUAAAUUCUCCUAUACUAAUCUCAAAGAGUAUUCUAGACUUCUGAGUGCAUUUAUUGCUGCUGAAAAGCAAAAAGGGCUUGCUGUUGAAGUGGGAGAAGACUUCAACAUCAAAGUGACUUUCUCCACUCUCCUAGGAAUGAAAGGAACACAAAGAGACCCUGAAGCAUUUCUUGUCCAGAUUCUGUCAAAAUCUCAAUUACCAUCAGAGAACAGAGGACAAAAAGUGUUGUGGACUGGUUGGUUCUGCUGUGUAUUUGGAGACAGUCUUCUGGAGACUGUUCCAGAAGAUUUCACCUGUGUACCUUUAUUUCUUGCAAAUGGAGCAGAGACGAAUACAGCCAUAGUUGGAACCUGGUUUCAGGAAACUUUUGAUUGUCAUUUCAGUUCCUUAGCAAUCAAUGCGUUUAAUCUUUCCUGGAUGGCUGCUAUGUGGACUGCAUGCAAAAUGGACCAAUAUAUGGCUACUACUGAAUUUCUUUGGUCUGUACCGUGUAGCCCUCAAAGUCUGGACAUUUCUUAUGCCAUACAUCCAGAGGAUGCAAAAGCUUUGUGGGACAGCGUCCACAAAACACCCGGGGAAGUUACUCAGGAGGAAGUUGACUUAUUCAUGGACUGCCUUUAUUCACACUUCCAUAGGCAUUUCAAAAUUCAUUUAUCAGCCACAAGAUUGGUCCGUGUUUCAACAUCUGUAGCUUCAGCACAUACUGAUGGAAAAAUAAAGAUUCUGUGUCAUAAAUACCUCAUUGGAGUCUUGGCAUAUUUGACAGAACUGGCAAUUUUUCAAAUUGAUUGAGUGAAUUCCUUAGAAUUUUCUGUAUACAAGAUUCAUGUUGUUUGUGAAUAAAGACAGUUUUACUUAAUCUCAA
This is a messenger RNA of Leopardus geoffroyi (Geoffroy's cat), 1334 nucleotides long. It is a transcript of the gene CENPL, whose product is annotated as centromere protein L. The coding region runs from base 221 to 1261 and encodes 346 amino acids. Lineage: Eukaryota; Metazoa; Chordata; Mammalia; Carnivora; Felidae. The transcript has 7 exons. The record is from RefSeq and is a predicted model, not a curated record.